CCACCGGGCACUCUGUCCUCCGCAUUUUCACCUCCCUGCAGUCCGCCAUCUGUACAACAACCCGACAGAGACCCGGAGGUCAGAGACGAGGCAGAGAAGAAGAAGAAGAAGACGGGUAUCUGAGGAAAGCUCGGGUCCCUGCAGCGCCCCCCAGCGAUCCCAACUAAGCAGAAGUAGAUGUUUAGACUUCUAUUGUGAAGUGGACACACUGUCACACAAACCGGAAGUGAUCGGACAGUGGCGCGUUGAACUUUCGUGAUGUCGAAAUUGAAAACAAUCAUUUGGCCCAAAGUGAUUUUAUUCGGAGACUCCAUCACACAGUUCUCCUUUCAGCCCAACGGGUGGGGAGCAGACAUUGCUAACAAGUUAGCGAGGAAGUGUGAUGUGGUGAACAGAGGACUGUCCGGGUACAACUCCAGAUGGGCCAGGAUCGUUGUCCCUCGUCUGAUCAGCAGCUGCAGCUCAGACAACAACAUCAACAACAACAUCGCUGCUGUCACUGUUUUCUUUGGAGCCAACGACUGUUCACUGGAAGAUAAAAACCCGCAGCAGCACAUCCCUCUGCAGGAGUAUUCAGAGAACUUAAAGGAGAUCACCCAGCUUCUGGCUUUAGCUGGAGUGUCAGCAGACAGAGUCAUCUUCAUCACCCCCCCACCCAUUCACGAGCCAGCCUGGGAGAAGGAGUGUAUUUUGAAAGGAUGUCCUCUCAAUCGCCUCAACUCUGUAGCAGGGCAGUACGCCCAGGCGUGUGUUCAGGCCGCCGGUCAGUGCGGUACAGACGUCUUGGACCUCUGGACACUCAUGCAGAAAGAUGGACAGGACUUCACAGUCUACCUGUCUGAUGGACUCCAUCUCUCAGAGAAAGGGAACCAGUUUGUGGCCCAGCACCUGUGGGGGCUCCUGGAAAGCCGAGUGGCCCACUUGCCCUUCAUCCUGCCCUACUGGGGAGACGUGGACGCCAAGAGCCCCGACAGCAGCCUGCUCUGUGACCAGUGACGAAGCACAUUAGUAAGAUUU
Molecule: messenger RNA, 1017 nt
Organism: Paralichthys olivaceus (Japanese flounder)
Lineage: Eukaryota; Metazoa; Chordata; Actinopteri; Pleuronectiformes; Paralichthyidae
Source: RefSeq, a predicted model, not a curated record